AUGGAAUAACAAUUAAGAUUGUAAAGAAUUGGUCCAAACUCUCUAACUUUAUAACUCACUUCGAAAUAGGAAUCUUCAUCCUAGAUAAUGUUGGAAGAGGAAAUUUAGUAGGAAAGUUUGAGGGAAAUGAAUGAAAACAAGAGCUUUGAGAUGAACAUGUCACGUUUCGAAAGUAAAGUAAUUACUGUAGUUAUUGAAGUCUGAAUUUAGGAGGAAAGGACAACACCCACUAAGAACUCUAAAGACUCUUCAACCAUAAAAAUAAUCAAAUUUUAUUCAGAAUUUUAAAUUGUAGUUGCACGUUCAUCGAUUCGUCAACAAUAUCUUUACAAACUCAUAUAUCUUAAGAAAUUAACAGAAAUAAAAAAUCACUGAUUAACUAUUCGAAAAAUCUUCGGCUUCCCAGAAAAAAGAAAAUGGUAAGAUAAAUUUAUGAUUAGUGAUAGUUUAAGACACUGUAUCGUGGAUUCCAAUAUUUUUACCUUCCACAAACGCAAUUAUUAUUUGGGAUAUUUUUGGGUUUCUAAACAAUCUGUUAAUGCUAUGGUUAACUCCCUUUAUAGGUUCAUUUAACAAUUAUCAAAACGAUAUCAUAUCUACUAUUUAAUAAAUCAUCUUAAUUUUUCAAAUUAUCGAUUUCUUGGUUCAAUUCAACAGGGGAAUAUUUGUCUCUGCUAUUUUAAUUACCAACAGAAUGACAAUAAUAAAAGAGUACUUGAAAUCGAAUGCAUUUGUGGAUUUCCUGAGACUAUUUAUUUGGUUUUGCCUGAAACACGAUUUGAUAUUCACAGUCAUUCUGGAAAUUACAAUAAUACUAGAAAUUCUAUUGAUCUAUUAGAAUAUCCAAAGAUAUCUUGCGGAAUAUUUUCAAUACUUCUAUAUGAAAGGAGGUUAGAAUGCUAUUUUAGAUCUAAUUUAAUUAAUCAUUUAAAUAUACUAUUUCGCCCAUAUCAUAGCCUGUGUAUGGCAUUAUGCUGGAGACAAAACCAAGUAUUUGGGAACAUCAUGGUUGAUUGAACACAACUUAACAGAAUACUCAUCUUGGCAUCAAUACAAUGCAUCGUUUUAUUGGGCAACCAUGACUAUGACAACUGUUGGAUAUGGUGACAUAUCAGCUUCGAAUUAAGUUGAGAUGAUUAUUUCAUCAGUCAUCAUGUUUUUCUCUAGUUAUGCUUUUGCUUAUACUAUGAGUUCAAUUGGAAUUAUUUUGAAAAACCUGUAUGAUGCCAAACAAACAUAUAAGUAACAAUUAUUAAAUAAAUCAGAAAGAACUUGAUCUAGAUAACCCAAUAUAUGCAUAAGAAUCAAGUGGAUGAGAACAUUCAGGGCAGAAUCAGAAAUUACAUAAGAAUCCAUUCGACUUCGGAUAACGUAGAAAAUCAAAGCGAAAUAGACAAUAUUAUUGGUUUAUUGCCAAAUAACUUGUAGAAGGAUUUAAACAGUGAUAUUUAAACUAGGGUUCUCAGAAAAAUGAAGCUAAUAAUCAACCAUUUCUCGAAAUAUACUUAACAACAAGUGGCAAAAAACCUUGAGUUGAUUUCAUUUCUGCCUGGAGACAUCAUAUAUAAGUAGGGAGAUAUUCAUGAAGAUAAUCUGUAUUUAUUCACAUUAAUGAAUUUAGUUACUUCAUUCAACAAGGAGAUGUGAAUCAAAUAGAAAUGCAGACUGAACUCAAAUUGAGGAACCUAAAAACCUCAUAAUAUUUAGGUUACUAUUCCUUUUUCACUGGAUUUGCCCCCAAGGAAACAGCAGUCAGUUAAGGAGCUAGUUAGCUAUAUAGAAUAAGUAGAAAGAAAUUCUUAGAUAUCAUCAGACAGAAUCAAAAGGAUUUGGAGAUCUUUCAUCAUAUAAAAGACAAGAUGAUUUAUAAACAGAACUUUGUGUUAUUUGAUCACAAAUGCAGUUUCUGUAACAGAUAUGUUCAUCAGGAAAUCGAUUGUCCAUUAAUUCAAUUUAAACCUGAUUUAGAACGCUUAUUAAAAAAGGAGGCAUUUAAUGCUGAGUUCAACUUAAGCAGAUAUAGAUCCAGGAGAAAAUCGAAACACAAUUCUUUAGCCUAAAAUCAAAUGAUAGAAUAGUCAUUGAAACUAUAUCAAGAAGAUAAUCAAUUGAUUGAAGAUUUAACAUCUCAUCAUGAAUUACAAAAUGAUAAAUCUGUAGUUUCUGAAUAACAAUUUCCAUCAUCACAGUAUAUAUUAAGUGAAAAAGAUAUAAUUCCAGAUUAACAUUGUUUAAGAUAAAACUAGAGAAGAAUAAGUUAGAAUCUUUAAGGGAAAGGACAGAGAAGUAAUUUAUCCUUUAAUUAGAAUUGUCCCAUCUUAAGGUAAUACCAGUUGUCCAGGAAUCUAAAUAAUCAUAACGUAGGAUAGUAUUGUCAAAUGAUGAAAUUCUAAUUCCUAAGCAAUACAACAUGAUAGAAGAGAUUGAGACAACACUGCAAAAGAGUCUGAAACCUUCUCUAAAUAUUGAUUCAAUUUCAUUAAAGUCAUAGUAUUACAUGCCAUAAUAUUAAAUUGAAGCUCAAAUUAAAUUAUGGAUCAAAAGUUAAAGAAAAAGAAGCAAUAAAUUUUGGAAUAUUUAUGAAUAUUUAAAGAAAUACACUUUUUCAAGUUUUGUCAAGGAUGCAGCAAUAUAGAUGAUUAAUUAGGGAAAAAGAAUAUACAAUACUUUUAAUUUUGAUCGAUUGUGA
Paramecium octaurelia is the source of this 2689-nucleotide messenger RNA. Lineage: Eukaryota; Ciliophora; Oligohymenophorea; Peniculida; Parameciidae. The record is from the annotation of a GenBank genome assembly.